Cylicocyclus nassatus is the source of this 256-nucleotide messenger RNA. The record is from the annotation of a GenBank genome assembly. Lineage: Eukaryota; Metazoa; Nematoda; Chromadorea; Rhabditida; Strongylidae.
CCUCUACUGCUGAGCGUGGUUCGACAGGGAGUCUAUUGGCAUAGCUGUCGGGUAUACUGUAUCUGCCUUGAUUCCGAAGGCUCCAGGCACGUCAUCUGGUUUAAGGCAUCCCAACGCACACUUGGCCUACUGAAAGAUCAUAUAUCGAAUGGCAGGCCCAGUGUCUCAUUUUCGGUGAUGUCACUAACCCUCGUUUGAGUCCGUUAAUUUAGACGCUCUAAAUUUCAUUUGCUUGUUGUAGCGUACUUAUCUGCAC